AUGCUUGAACGUCUUGAACGAGCAGUAGCUAACAACCAGUGGCUUUCCCAGAACCCGAGCACCAAAGUCCAACAUCUCCACUCCAACUUUUCAGAUCAUCAAGCCAUUAUUGUGAAACCAGAAGGUAUCAGUCCUAAUCCAAAACAAACCUUUGAAUUCGAACAAAUGUGGCUCCGAGAUAGAGGUUGUAACAACACAAUCACUAGUGCUUGGGGUCCAUCCAUAAUUGGGGCUAUAAUGCCAGAGGUAGCAAGGAAAGUACAAGCAUGUGGUGAGAAGCUCACUGAGUGGAGAAUGAAUUCUUUUGGGAGUGUUAGGAAGAUGCUUGAGGAAAAGAGGAAACUCCUAUUAAGAGCAGAACUAGAUGCAACAAAGGGGGUGAUCAAAUGA
This is a messenger RNA of Quercus lobata, 390 nucleotides long. RefSeq lists its product as uncharacterized. The transcript has a single exon. The record is from RefSeq and is a predicted model, not a curated record. Lineage: Eukaryota; Viridiplantae; Streptophyta; Magnoliopsida; Fagales; Fagaceae. Bases 1 to 390 code for a protein of 129 amino acids.